AUGAGUAUUUCUAAUGGAUUCCUACAGAGAAUUGCACUGAGUGCUGCUGAGAAGCAGCGGCUCUACCGUGCCAGACGUGAUGCAGAUGAGAACAGGAAACAGCAAUACCUACAAAAAGAGAGAGAAAAGUGGGGGAAAGAUACAGAAACAGGAAAGAAGAAAAGGCAGAGAGAUCGCAGACUCGGACCGGAGUCUUCAGUCUUCGCGGGAUCAGUGAGGACACGGACCGGAGUCUUCAGUCUGCGCGGGAUCAGUGAGGACUCGGACCGGAGUCUUCAGUCUGUGGAGGAGCUCAGAUGUCCUGUGUGUCUGGAUGUCUUCAGUCAGCCUCUCAUGUUGCAGUGUGGACAUUCCUACUGCAGGUCCUGUGUGCGCUCCAUGACCAUGGACCUGCUGGGUCAGCUGCAGUGUCCUGUGUGCCGCUGCGUGGUGGAUGGAGACAAUCCACCACCCAACGUCAGUUUGGCUCGACUCAUUGAGGCUCUACAGGACGGGAACCUCUCAGGCGGCACGCAGCCCGAGCUGUGUCCUCAGCACCACAAUCCUCUCAGCCUUUACUGUGAGGAUGAGCGAGCAGUGAUCUGUGGCGUCUGUGGGAGCAUCGGCACUCACCGUGGACACAAAAUCACGCCUGUGAGCGCUGUCUACAGCCGCAUGAAGGAGGACAUUGCCAGUCUGAUGACUGCAUUUCAGAGCCAGAGGUGAGAACUGGAGGACCAGAUCUGUAAAACAUCUUAUAACAACUCCAGAAUCAUUAACGAAUCUGAUGUCUUGAAGUGGGUUGUUCGGAAAGAGUUUGGUGACCUGCGGCGCUGCCUGGAGGUGGAGGAGGCGGGGUUUAUACAGCAGGUAGAAACCUCAGCCGCCGCUCUCAUCUCAACACUGCAGACCCAGACCGAGCAGCUGAACCACCAUCUGGCUCGGCUGCAGGAGGCCCAGACCACCUUGCAGGACCUGAGCAAUGAGGGUCACCCGGACUUCAUAGUGAAAUACGGCUUCAUUGCUCCAAGGUUCAGAGAAAGUCAGAAGCUUCAGCAGAGGGAGGAGAGAAUCUUCAGCUCCGUCACCUUCAAACCAGGAUUCAACCACAGCAACAUUAAACUGAGUGUCUGGAAGCGACUGCAUCGCAAAGUGCUGCCGGCCCCAGAGCUGCUGAAGCUCGACCCUCAGACAGCUCAUCCCAUGCUGGAGCUCCUGCACGGGGACACUGUGGCAUCCUGUCGGCCGCUGCUCCACCGGCUUCCUGAUAAUCCUGAGAGGUUCAGCUACAGCUACUGUGUCUUGGCCACUCAUGGCUUCUCCUCUGGGAAACACUAUUGGGAGGUGGAGGUCUGCAAUAAACCAAAGUGGCGUCUUGGUGUGAUCAAGGGAACAACCAAUCGGAAGGCAAAGCUGGUGAAGAGCCCAGAGAGUGGCGUGUGGUUGAUUGGACUGAAGGACGGCAUCUAUGAGGCCUUUACGUCACCCAGGGUAACCCUACCUGUAUCAACCCCACCGCGUCAGGUUGGUGUCUUCCUGGACUAUGAAGGUGGAGCUCUGACCUUCUAUAACAGUGACAGUCCUGAUGAACUGGGCUUCAUUUACUGCUUCAGACUGGAACUGCAGGGAAAGGUCUACCCACUGCUUGAUGUCUGUUGGCACAAUCGAGGAGACAACAAAGACCCCCUGGUCCUCCUCCAGUCUCAGACCAACCCUCUGCCUGCCUUGGCCCAGAAGAACUGAAAUCUCUCUCCAACACAUGGAUCGAUUUGUCAGCCGUAUUCCUGCUCUGAUUGAUAAUAAAUGUGUAAAGUUUUCAUUCAGUUUCACUCAGCUGAGUCU
Molecule: messenger RNA, 1821 nt
Organism: Thalassophryne amazonica
Lineage: Eukaryota; Metazoa; Chordata; Actinopteri; Batrachoidiformes; Batrachoididae
Product: E3 ubiquitin-protein ligase TRIM50-like
Exons: 10
Molecular function (GO): protein binding; zinc ion binding
Source: RefSeq, a predicted model, not a curated record